AUGACGGUAGAAAAAAGUAAACAAAUUUUCAAUGUGGCGGCAUUGUGUUUAGUUUGGUACGUUGUAUCAAGCUCGAAUAAUGUUAUCGGAAAAUUGGUAUUGAGCGGUUUUCCGUAUCCAAUGACCGUCACCAUGGUCCAACUCACAUCAAUCACACUGUACAGUGGACCGUUUUUUAACUUAUGGGGUGUUCGUAAAUAUUCAGACAUCUCAUGGAGAUAUUACAUCAAAUUGAUCAUUCCGUUGGCGUUGGGAAAAUUUUUCGCUUCCGUCACAUCGCAUAUAUCAAUUUGGAAAAUUACUGUCUCGUAUGCACACACGGUUAAAGCGACGAUGCCGUUGUUCACAGUGAUUUUGACACGGAUUUUCUUCAGAGAAAAACAAUCAACAUCGGUGUACUUGAGCCUAAUACCGAUCAUUGCCGGCGUUGGAAUUGCAACUAUGACUGAAUUAUCCUUUGAUAUGAUUGGAUUGAUCUGUGCACUGUCCGCCACACUUGGAUUCUCAAUGCAAAAUAUCUUCUCGAAAAAAGUGCUGAAAGACACCGGUAUUCAUCACCUUCGACUGUUGCACAUCCUUGGACGCUUGGCAUUGUUUCUUUUCCUUCCCGUUUGGCUAUACAUGGAUUUCUUUAGGAUUAUUCGCGAGCCAGCAAUUGUAAAUGGAGACUACAAAGUGAUAGCGUUAUUGUUUGCUGACGGUGUUUUGAAUUGGCUUCAAAAUAUCAUUGCGUUUAGUCUAUUGUCGCUGGUAACGCCUCUGACGUAUGCCGUUGCAUCGGCGUCAAAGCGUAUAUUUGUAAUUGCCAUAUCAUUGCUGGUGCUUGGAAAUCCGGUCACGUGGACAAACAUUUUCGGAAUGAUGCUUGCCAUUUUGGGCGUGUUAUGUUAUAAUCGUGCCAAACAUCUAUCAAAACAGGCAACAAAUAUUUUGCCAUCAUUUUUUCCGAGUCGCAAAGAAAGUGGCGGCAUACCUUAUAAGCCAUUAAUAACAAAUAAUAAUGGUUUGACGUCACGUAUAACCGCCUCGAAGAACGGCACCGUUACAAAUCUCCUGCUAAGUGGCACUGAUCACAGUUUCACCGUCAACGCAAAUAAUAAACUUUUAUUCGUAUGAAGAAAAAAAACACACACACACAAACACGUAUACACAAAUCAAGUCGCGGGUUUUUUUUUCUCUACAACAGACGAUUAUUAAUUUGUAAAAUAUUAGAUAAAGAAAUUAUGUUUACUUUUGAUUAGCUUAGACUUGAAUUGUAAAGGAAAAGACGUAUUGCCGCUCAAGAUACACACUUUUUACCCGUUCAUUUUGUAUCCGAGUCGAGAGAGAGUGAGAGAGACAUGAACGCGCGCGACACAAACAAUCGAUCGUAGUAUGUCUUUCGUCUAUCGAUAAAUGACAAGCGUCGCAACGAACACAGUAUUCUGCCUCGAUCGUUCUAUUGAUAUUCGUGUAAAAUUUAUCUAGCAAAAUGUUAUUUUAUUAGAAGUUUAUUUUUGUAAAGAGAAAACAAAUGAGAAUGCAAUGCGCAGAAAAAUGAAUUUAUUUAUUUGUAUGUAUGUUCUUCAAUACAACACGAGAGAUAGAGAGAAAAAAUAAACAAACUGUCUCUUUAAAGCAUCAAUAAAAUGAACAUGUGCAAUUUUCGUGUCACAUGACAAGAUUAA
Sitodiplosis mosellana (orange wheat blossom midge) is the source of this 1667-nucleotide messenger RNA. Its product is annotated as solute carrier family 35 member E1 homolog. The record is from RefSeq and is a predicted model, not a curated record. Gene Ontology annotation, molecular function: antiporter activity. The transcript has 4 exons. NCBI's taxonomy places the organism in Eukaryota, Metazoa, Arthropoda, Insecta, Diptera, Cecidomyiidae. Gene Ontology annotation, cellular component: Golgi apparatus. Bases 1 to 1116 code for a protein of 371 amino acids.